AGCUGAUAUCUCGACCAAAUCAUUGCUUAAUACCUUUGGAAAAUCAUCUUAUACGCAAUAAAACGCAUUACUCCACUCUCUCUACGAUGCUUUCCUUCAUCGCCUUCAGCCAUGCUACUGCUAUGCCGAGCCUUAACGGUAGUUCUAGCGACAUUGUAACCCGCAACGCAAAUCACGUCAGUUUGUACACCACUAGUGCCUGCGCGACAAAUACUACAAAUGGCUCGGCACCGCAACAUGCAAUUAGAUUGCAGUCGAUCUCAGAGCUCUUAGUCUUUAUACUGACACUGAGCCGCUCCAACAUACUAUUGCGUUCAGCGAUGGUAAUUGCCAAAAGAUACUUGGGGAAAGAUGUGUCGGAACCGACAACCUUAUUCGGUGAUGGAGACAUCGGAAGCAUAAUGUUUUGGUUACCGGCUGUUUGUGAACUCGUAGAGACUGUGAAGUAUCUAUGGGAUGAUGCGACGGCAAUUAUUACGGCCGCGGGUUCUUUUGCUUAG
This is a messenger RNA of Botrytis byssoidea, 500 nucleotides long. RefSeq lists its product as uncharacterized. The record is from RefSeq and is a predicted model, not a curated record. The transcript is spliced from 3 exons. NCBI's taxonomy places the organism in Eukaryota, Fungi, Ascomycota, Leotiomycetes, Helotiales, Sclerotiniaceae.